Molecule: messenger RNA, 3434 nt
Organism: Amphiprion ocellaris (clown anemonefish)
Lineage: Eukaryota; Metazoa; Chordata; Actinopteri; Pomacentridae
Gene: errfi1a
Product: ERBB receptor feedback inhibitor 1a
Exons: 4
Coding region: 185-1501 (438 amino acids)
Biological process (GO): regulation of keratinocyte differentiation; negative regulation of epidermal growth factor receptor signaling pathway
Cellular component (GO): extrinsic component of cytoplasmic side of plasma membrane
Source: RefSeq, a predicted model, not a curated record
CUUAUCUAAAAGUGACACAGUACAGCCGGAGCGUCGCCAAGUCGCUGGCGUCCCGUUCCUGAUGCAAUAGAAAUCAGAAGAUUGCAGCCUCAAAUCAGAGCCCGAGGAGGUAUAUUUGACCGGAGAGGACUUUUAGGGGGGUCAAGGAGCGGACGAGAGCUGCCAAGUUAUUUAGGUACACCAGAUGCAGGGGCAGCCAGCCGGCCUAUCUGAGUGUUUCCUGGCUUUGAUGCGACCCGAGUGUGCCUGGAGCAUGUCCACAGUGGGCCUGACUGCCCAGGAGAUCUCUUUUCCCAUAGAAGACCCCUUCCUCAGGGGCAGCUACUGUCACAGCAUGGCUGGAUCCAAACCCUCCUGGAACUAUCGCCAUGAGCUGGCCAACUUGUACUUCAGUAUGGACACUGCACACACAGAUCACAGCUAUCAAGCUCAGCCUAAGGUCCCGCCACCAAGUUAUGAGACACAUAAACAGAAUCCCAGCUCACAGAAAUUUCCUCCAAAGAAGUCGAGGCCUUCCCAUCUGUCCCUGUCCUGCAGUGCUGAAGCAUCCACCCCAAGUCCUGCUGACGAUGACCAGGUGGUCCCCUCAUUCCAGAGGCUUUCGUUCUACGGGUGCAGCAGCCCACCACAGACGCCAGGCAGAUGUUCCAAGCCUCUGCCUCCCAUUCCCCUACAAACAGACAUCUCCCCUGAGCAGGCUAUGGACAAUGAGGUAGAAUUUUUCACAAGUUCGGACGACAGCCGCUGCCUGGUGUCCGAUCAGUGUUCCAAAUCGUCUCCUUUCCGGUAUGGAGUCCCAAGCCGAAGGAGUUUCAGGGACUGUGGGCAGAUUAACUAUGCUUAUUACGAUGGUCCAUUAGGACCGCAAAGCCCACGGCAGCCACAGCCACACCAUCACGCACAUCCUCCACAGGAAGUGCGGGAACAGUAUGAGCCGCAGCAACAGGAACCACCUGAGCCAGUGGUCUGUCAGAGACAGCAGGACAAGGCUCAGAGGAGGCUACGGCGUUCCCACUCUGGCCCAGCCGGAUCUUUAAACAAGCCCUCGCUGCUGCGCCUCACGUGCCACAAACGGCCCACCAACAGUAUGGAUAAACCAGAAGUGCCACCUCCCAUCCCUCCGCGUACAAUCAAGACAGGAGACUGCCGCCGCUGGUCAGCAGAGGUCUCGUCUGGGGCUUACAGUGAUGAGGACAAACCGCCCAAGGUGCCCCCAAGGGACCCGUUAUCCAUCGGGAACUCCCGCACUCCCAGCCCCAAGAGCCUCCCGUCAUACAUUAAUGGGGUGAUGCCUCCAACACAAAGCUUUGCGCCGGAUCCUAAGUACGUAAGCGGUCGGGGUUUACAAAGACAGAACAGUGAGGGAUCCCCCUGCAUCGUUCCUAUUAUGGAGAACGGCAAGAAGGCGAGCACCACACAUUACUACCUUCUGCCUCAGCGGUCUGCUUUUGCAGAAUCACCUUGUGACUGCCACACCAGAAGGAAAGUGGAUUUAGUUUGAAAGUUUUAGUGGAAGUAGUAGAGGACUCUACUGUACGUGAGCAAAAACCACUUGUCAAAAUGAUGAAACUGGACGCUAACAACCCUCAAACUGCUGCUUUUACGAUGUUUUUUGUACCCCUUAUGUAUUCUGAACACACAGGGUAUGUGUGCACUGUAUACAGUUACUGGUAAUGUUGGAAUAGCUAUCACAACCGAGAUACGAAUCGAAAACUGUAUCUGGCUAAGGAUUGUGGGCAAAAAUUCAACAUUGUAGAGCUUAUUUUUGAUAUGAUUUUUAUUUCAUGACAUUCAAUGUUGUGCUGUUUUUGCUGAUGGUGCGGUACAGUCAGCAGGUACAGGCAGGCCUUGAACCUCACGUGCUCAGUGUUUUGUGUCUGCAACGGUGUGGAUGUUUUGUGAGAUGCACUGGGGCUUUUUGAUGCUGCUUUUGUAUCUCACAAGGGACAAAAGGUCAGUAAUGUAACCAUGUAUCACUUAAUAUAUGAAGUCUGAAUAUAAGCCCGAUGAAUUUUAAACAAAAUGAAGGAUGCUAGCACACAUGCAAUCAACACUGAUAUGGUUUCCCUGUCUUGAUAUAUUCUCACUCAGGCCGACUAUAUCGAUGUAAAUUUGUGUUUUUGCCAAAUGGCACAUUGUCAUGGCACAUUUUGUACUAAGAGGUGGGUACAUUACUGGUAGCUAUGCAUGUUGCCAUUGGAAUGUUUAGUGCAGCUUAUAUGGUGUAGUUGUCUGAUGAGUGUAAUUGUGCGUAUGUAUGUGCGGUGGCGUGUUUGUGCAUAUGUGCAUGUGAACAGCAGUCGGAAAAGUGUUCUGGUGAUACAAUAUUCAGUUGCUUUCUACAAUUAGUAGAAAAUUGUCAAGCAUACUUGUUACUGUGUGCUGCUCGUUUGCAGUGCCUGCUUUUGAGCACAGCUCUCUAAGAAGUGCACACAUUUGAUUUCCUUCUUUCAGUGUCCAGGUCUGUUUUGUUGCACAGAAAUCGAUCUGUUGAGCGCAAGUGAAUGUAUGAUAUUCUUACUGAAAUUCCAGUUAAAGGAGCUUCUUUUUGGUCAAGCUGUGAGUCAUUGCUUGAAACUAAUUUGCCUCAAGUACUACCUCACUUUGAUAUUAAUUCUAUAUUUUACAAACUCCCGGUUCAAAUUGCGUCCAAAUGUAAAAUCCAAAAUUUGAAUCUACAAAAAGAUGAGGUAACCAGCUCUACAUGUGACCUGACAGAAUUUGUUUUAAAUUUAGUUACACCUCAGUUGAGAGUAACACAAAGUCAAUUCUAACCGGAUAUCCUUAAAGAGAGAUUUUAGAUCACGCAGAUCUUAUAUCAGAGAUGUUCAGCUAACCUUGUUAAUACAGAUGCAUUACAAAGACAGUGCAGGGUUUACCUACCUGACACAGACUUUCCUGUUCUGCACAUGCAUUCCUGCCUUACAUGAUUGCAGUGGGUGUGGUCUGAAAGACUUUGGCUGCUGGCAGCCCAGAAAAUAUAUGGAUUUUAUUGUUGUAGAUUAUUCACGAAGCGUCUGGAUGAUAUAGAAAAUGUAGCACAUGUAUUGAAGUAACCCUUGGUAUCAAACACGGUGUUCAGUUUGGGAAACAUAACUGCUAAGGUCAAUCGGUCAUUGAAGUAUACUUUUCCUCUCCUUCCUGCUCACAAACCUUGCCAAUACAAUGUUGCUUUUGACUUAAAUGUUUGAAAAAUGUUUACAUCAUACACUAAUACUAUUUAAUCUUAAGGUAUUCACAUGUCUUAUUAGAAAUAAUAAAACUGAAUGAAGACUAGUUUAUCAAGAAAUAACUUCUCUGCUGUGGUGAAGACAUGCACUGGGAGAGUUCAGUAUGCUGUGUACAGUAUUUAACAAUUCCAUUUGUUGUUAUGAAUAGUUGAUAAGUAUAUAGUCUUUAAAAAGAAAGCAAAAAAUAAAAUGACUUAUUUAUGA